Messenger RNA from Bubalus bubalis (water buffalo), 6525 nucleotides. It is a transcript of the gene HOXD4, whose product is annotated as homeobox D4. The record is from RefSeq and is a predicted model, not a curated record. Lineage: Eukaryota; Metazoa; Chordata; Mammalia; Artiodactyla; Bovidae. Gene Ontology annotation, biological process: regulation of transcription by RNA polymerase II; anterior/posterior pattern specification; embryonic skeletal system morphogenesis. Gene Ontology annotation, molecular function: DNA-binding transcription factor activity, RNA polymerase II-specific; RNA polymerase II cis-regulatory region sequence-specific DNA binding. The coding region runs from base 2612 to 3388 and encodes 258 amino acids. The transcript has 5 exons. Gene Ontology annotation, cellular component: nucleus.
GAGUGGAGGGGUAAUAUCGGGGAGAGAUAGGAUCUUACCCAGAUUUGGACCCCAGGGCCUGUGGGACUGGGGACAUCUGACUUCCUGGGCUUGGGUUCCUAAGAGCCUCAUUUGCUUCCUCACACCCUGUCCCCUUCACACCAGGGCUGUUUUAUUGUUUUAUAACCUUCUUUAGAGCUUCAGUUGCCAAAGAUGCCCGAUGAGGCUAUUCUCUACUUUCUCACAUCACCAAACCCCAAGUCUUGCUGUUUUAAGCAGUUUGGUCACUUGCAAAGGCUUCCCUUCCAGAUCUAAGCAAAUUACAGAAACCUCUAGGCAUGUGGCUACCUUCAACUUUUGCUGAGCCCAUUCACAACAAUACAGGGCCAAGUGUUAACUCCAACUGCCACCCCCACCCCCAAGCCCACCCAGCCUCCAACCACUCUUUUCUACUGAAGCUAAAACAAAAUUUGAAAUAACUUCUGGUAUAAGCCAAUAGAAAUGACCUUUGGCUUUCCUCUUUAUUUACCACAUCUAGAGCUAGAAUAUGAUUGAAAUAAAGGAGUUGAUGGUACUCACAGCGGAUGCAGCCAAAGAAUCAUAAGACAUGCCCACCAACCAGCCUUUUCCAAAUUGCACUAUCUCUCCCUCUAAACAGAGUCCCUGAAAAGAUGCUGUUUGAAAAGACCAGGGUAUUGAUAUGAAUAUGACUUCCCCCCUUGAAUCCUAGAUAUUUGGAACUAUUUAAAUGUGAGGGAACAGUUGCAGUGAACCUUUAUUUAGUGAAUAAAAGUUUAAAGCCGAAGGUUAUUUAUGGUUCUGCAGAGAUGGGACCUGAGUGGCUAUUUACGAGCACGUGAUUCCAAUAAACUUUGUUUUAUGGCUUGAGAGUUGACAAGCCAAAAUAUAAUUCCCACCAUAAAUUAGGUUAAGAGCAUACAAGUGCAGAUGCUUGGUUCCUGGAGCAGCGAUAGGAAAGUGAGAGGCUCCAGCUAGCGCCGGGUUCAGAAGGAGACAGUCUGCUCCCAGCUCCCCUGCCCACUAGGAGAGAAAACCAGUUCGGGACCGUGAGACACCACUGCUUACACCAGCCCCAGCCCAGGGCAGCUCCGUGCCUGCAAGCAGCGCCUGCCUCGGGGUGGUAAGCAGCAGCCGGACAGAGAGGCCAGCCGGGCUCAGAGCCCUGGAAGAAGACUGUCCUGACUCCUUGGCUGCUUGGUAACCCUGGCUCUGGUACAAGGAUGGGAAACUCGUUGCUGCAAAUUGCCACCAAGCACUUCAGACUACCUGAACUGUCUCUGAAAGUGAAGGUGGCUGCGUCGGGCUGGCGGCUCCAAGGAGGAGAGGCUGGGACUGGCAACAGUCUGGGUACUUGCUCUGGGUGGAACCUGGAGGCAGUAACGUUGUCUAUAUAUACCCUGUAGAACCGAAUUUGUGUGGUAUCCACGUAGUCACAGAUUCGAUUCUAGGGGAAUAUAUGGUCGAUGCAAAAACUUCACAUUCUCUGCAAUAGUCAGAAGUGGAGGCCAGAGGCAGCCGGCUGCUCAGUUGCCUCUUUCUGUUUUAUUACCUUGGACUCCAGGCAGGAGGAUCGUCGGAGCCCAAUUAUGUAAAGUAGCCUUUUCCUGGAGAAGCUCCUCACCUUCAAACAGGGCCCCCUGUGUAAAUCCCUAAUUGGUUGCAUGAAUGCAGGGCCAGAGGGUUAGGUUUGGGGGCACUGGGGAGUGAAGUGGGAGUCAGGUAGCCCCAGGAUCAGCUCUCUUCUCUAGGGGCAUAAAGUUGGAGGGUGCCCAAAGAGGGGGCUUGUUGACCUUUGCUGCCAGGUGGGAAGAAGGCAAGCCGGGAAGAGGGAGUUAAGGGCCCUUUUGGGGAUGCUUUUGAGUGAGGUGGGUUUACCUCACAACCUUCCUGGGCUACCCUCCCCUGCUGCCCUAGCCAGAGAAUCAAGGGAGCUUCUUGCCAUACCAGCAAGGCCAGAUUUGGCUACAAACACCCUGGCCUUCAAAGAAAGCUUGGCAGUUACUCAUUGCCUAAUUUGAUUCAGGCCAGCCAGAUUGUAGUAACUUUUGGGUGACCCUGAUGAAGACAAAGCCGGAGGGAUUCGGCCUUUGUAUGGCAGAGUCCCCAUGCUCCCGCGGGCUGGGUGGGCAGGAGUCCUGCCUGCCUGGGGUUCUCUGUCCAAAUCAGGAGUUAUCUCCUCCACCCACCUUUUGAUGCCAUGCACCUUGACAAAUAUGGGAAAUUCAUUCCCUCUUGAACUGUGCACAUUUUGGGGGGCUGAUUGCAGUCCGGGUGCAUGGAGAGGGCAGUGGAGGUUAGCAAAGUCAGUGGCAGACAAAAGCUGGGGUUACCAGUGGGGAAUGAGGGUGCUGGGAUUAGAACUCCACUAACAUCUGGUGGGAGCCCUCAAAGGUGCCACGGUGAGUCACUUGAUUACACGUAUGUUAUUUAGUUAAAUUUGUGAAAAUUAUGAGAUGCUCACCAGCCCGGUGAUAAACUCACUCCCUCGCUAUUGGCUGGCCUGGUCACAUGGCCGCCAACUUUAUUCAGUUGACAGCAAGUAGGAGGGCCCUAUGGAAGAAGAAAAAAAGACAACACGAGAAAAAUUAGUAUUUUCUACCUUCUGAAAUUAAUGGCCAUGAGUUCGUAUAUGGUGAACUCCAAGUAUGUGGACCCCAAGUUUCCUCCGUGCGAGGAGUAUUUGCAGGGCGGCUACCUAGGCGAGCAGGGCGCUGACUACUACGGCGGCGGCGGUAGCGCGCAGGGGACCGACUUCCAGCCUCCGGGGCUCUACCCACGGCCCGACUUCGGUGAGCAGACCUUCGGAGGCGGCGGCCCGGGGCCCGGCCCGUCUCUGCCCACGCGGGGUCACGGGCCAGAACCCGGCGGCCCCGGCGGCCACUACGGUGCUCCCGGAGAGCCAUGCCCGGCUCCCUCCGCGCCCCCGCCCGCACCCCUGCCCGGCGCCCGGGCCUGUAGCCAGCCGGGAGGCCCCAAGCAGCCUCCCCCCGGGACUGCCCUCAAGCAGCCGGCAGUGGUCUACCCGUGGAUGAAGAAGGUGCACGUGAAUUCCGUGAACCCCAACUACACCGGCGGGGAGCCCAAGAGGUCCCGGACGGCCUACACCCGGCAGCAAGUCCUAGAACUGGAAAAAGAAUUUCAUUUUAACAGGUAUCUGACGCGGCGCCGUCGGAUUGAAAUCGCUCACACCCUGUGUCUUUCCGAGCGCCAGAUCAAGAUCUGGUUCCAGAAUCGGAGGAUGAAGUGGAAAAAAGACCACAAGCUGCCCAACACCAAAGGCAGGUCCUCCUCGUCCUCGUCCUCGUCCUCCUGCUCCUCCUCAACUGCCCCUGGCCAGCAUUUGCAGCCGCUGGCCAAGGACCACCACACGGACCUGACGACCUUAUAGAAGUGGGGACCCUGGGCCCACCCCUCCCUGAGCUCCUGGCUGAGCCGAAGCUGCGGGGGCAGGCCGGGCCUGCUGUCACCUCCCUGGGCUCUAAGGUACUGUGGGGUGGACCUGGGACCCACGCAGGCCUCCCUCGGACUAAGGUUAGCAUCCUGCCCGAGGGCAGCACCCUCCCUGGAGCGGGGAUGGGGGUGGGAGGGGGCGGGAUUCUCUCUCUAAAGUAUAUUAUCAAAUGGCAGGAGCUACUGAGAACAUAAAACCUUGGCGAGUGAUUAAACUCCUGAAAAUCUCUGCUGUUGGGUUUUGAAUUUGCAAAUGAAGGUUGGAUGCUUUAUCCCAGUGUGAAUUUGAACAUGCUCCCCCACCCCACCCCUCCAGGGAUCUUUGUGGUUUAAAAAUGUGCCAGAGUUGAGGCAGAAGCUUGGCCACCUCUGCGCUAGGUGUUUUCAGUAGAAGCAGGAGAGCUGAGCCAGGAUUCCUGAACUUUCUGGGUUGUCUGUAUUUCCAGUGUGAAAAAAUAUAUAUAUAUUUUUUGCUCCCAGUAUCCCUGUGCCCAAAGAAAUGAGUCUAAGAAGGAAGCAGAAACGGGUUGUUUUAUGUUUAUAUUUGCUUAAAUAUUUAUUUGUUGGAGAAUUGGGGUACAGAAAUAACUAACAUGGUGUUGCCAAAAAACUUAACAUGUGAAAGGGACUGAGUUUCAGGGAGCGGAAUCAGAGGUGCGUGGCCUGACUUCUGGCUGGAACUCCACCCCCUCCCCACUCCCAGGAAAUGUAUAUAGGAGGCCCUUAACCCUUCUAGAGGGAAGGGAAGGAUCCACUCAAAGUUGAGUUCUUGAAUAUGUAUGUCCACAUGUGUGUUUUUCAGCACUGUGCUUACAACUAGUUCUGGGUGAUUAGAGGAAAGGGAGAAAAGAAAGAAACAAAUGGUCCUACAUUUUCCUUCUGGGGAAAGAAAACAAAACCUCCAUGUUCUGGGUCAUUAGAUAAUGACUGAAUUUUCUGUUCCAACUGGAUUCCGAAUGUCCCCAAAUACUCCAUGUAGCAGUAUUUUAUAGGAAUUGGUGUAUGGCUGGUAUGGGAGAAGGGAUGUGCAUUGGGGAGAAAGUGGGAAGGUGAGGAAAUCUUGCUUUUAAAAAAAUGAAAAACUAACUGAAUCUAGAAGUCCACAAAAGUUGGUCUUAGGGGUUUUUCCCCCUAAGUUUUAAUUUUUCAAAACAAAUCUAAGGAAUUUUUCAACCUGUUAAUUCGAAGCGGAAUUUGUAAAAGUACAAAAGUUUUCAGGCCCUUUCCGCUCCCUUGCCUUGAGAAUAGUGGUUUAAAAACAAUCGCUCUCAAACAACGGGAGAUAUGUUCUUUAGUCAUUUUUCUCAUGCCUUGCCUGCGAAGGAUUCAAAGCUCAUUUUUCUAAAAUGUUGACCCUUAAGGAUAAGGGGAAAGAGUCAAAGGUAAUGGCCAGAGUUCAUGGACUCAAAUGAAACAAGGCUUCAGAAGUUUAAACCCCAAAGCCUCGGGCUCCAAAAAGAAGCCCCUGGUUGUCCCUUACCAAAAAGUGACAAAAGUGGGGGGGGAGGGAGCAGGAGGGAGGUUGAAAAGGAGAUUCAGAAUUGGGGCUAUUUUUCAGUGCUUCAGAAGGUUUCAGAGGUAAUUUUUAAAAUAUAUUUGAGUGUAGAGGGAAAAAAGACUUCCUCUACGGGCAUGUUCUUUGGUUCUGUGUCUCCUGAGAGCUGAGGGCAGGUAUUCACUGGGGUCCCUAGGCUGAAAUUCCACUUCUCUAAAGUAUCCUCCAAGCCUUGGUCUUUUGUAUUAGACCCUAGGGACAGCUCUUUGUUCCUCCUUGGGGUGAGCCUGGCUCUCAGACUUGCACAUGGCAAUACUUGAAUAUCGCCACGUCGGGAUAUUAAAGAUGGAUAUUCCUGCAUUAUUUGCAUCAUUGUUUCUAUGACAAAAAGCACAGAGUUCAUACAUAGUCAAGACGUCUUUUUUCUGAUGCCCUCACGUUGAGAAGCUGAAAAGGUAUUUUACUGAAGUUCGGCUAAAUUACAGAAUCAGGUUCAUCCAGAGGACAAAUUUUCUAUUCGAUUAGCUGUAUUUCAGCCGGGAGGACUGACCUCUAAACCCUUAACCUUUUGGACUCUAACUACCCUUCUCUUCUUUUUUCCCUCCUCUAACAUGGAGAGCAGUCUUUGGAUGCAGCAUUUGAAAAGAGCUGCUAUCUUUAGGCAAGUUGGAAAGUUGCUCAGAUUCUUCCCUAAAACCCAAACUUGUUAAUACAUCAAAACUUCUCCUUGUGUGUGGGGAGGUAUAUAUUUCACAAUGUCCAAUUAUAUAUGCAUUAUAAAAAUUAUUAUAUAGAUUUCUUCCCUUCCUAGAAGUUCAGGUUACUCAUCCCAGCUUCAGACCAAAUGCCAAACUACGUAACUGCCUUCACUUCUGCCCUAGAGGAAAGCCAAGAGGUAUAUUUGAUGAAGAAAACCCAAGUUCCUUCUUAAAAAUAGCUCCACUACUUUGGAAAGUAAUUUUAUCAGAGAAACGAAUUCUUUGUUUAUAAGUCUCAGUUCUCCUUCUCGGCUUCUAGAGAUUCCCUUUUGAAAUGUUAAUGGAGCCUGCAAGGCCCAGAGGGCAGCCCCCAACCCUGAGGUCCCAAUCAGACCCUGUCGUCCAUUUGGGCCCACAGGAGUGGGGCGGGCAAGAAGCAGGGCCCCCCAGCCGGCCAGGGCAGGGAAGGAAAUGAGUUUCCUUCUGGGAACGUGUUCUGGAGACCUAGGUGUAGAAAGGCUCAGUGCCCAUUUGCUUUUAUUUGUUUCCAGUUUGUUCCCCCAACUAUGAGCCAGAAGUGUUUGUUUUGAGGGUUUUUAAAAAUGGUAUGUUGGGAUAGUAACUGGGGGGAGUGAAGUGUUUGCUGAGGACACUGCUUCUCAGACUCCCAUCUCACUUUGUCCAUUGCAGCCUUUUGUUGGGAGAUGACAUUGUCAGUCAGCCCCAUGGUGUCUGUUCAUACAAGAUGCUUUCUUAAUAGAAGUAAUCAAUGUUCUGCUGCCACUGAUUAAAGUAUUAUUUAUACUAAUUGUUGCCUGUAGUUUUGAUGUAAUUCAUUGAUCUAUAUUUGAAAUAAUAAAAGGUGUAGCGAAAUCUCCCUUC